AAGCUUCAACCUUUAUGUUUUAAAAAGCUUGCUCUCUCUCUCUCUCUCUCUCUUCAUACUACUCGAGCUGACUCCUCUACUUCGUUUUCCAACACCCUGUACAGAUCUGCAGAGAUACCCAAUCUCAGAGUACUGAAAGAGCUCCUCAAUCACCAGGACACUUCAGGGAGUUUCUCCCAACCAUACUAUGGGCUCUAAGCAUAAUUCACCUGGCAACAGAACACGUCCACUAUCUAUAUUCGUGGUGAUAGGUUUAUGCUGUUUCUUUUACCUACUGGGAGCAUGGCAGAAGAGUGGUUUUGGAAAGGGAGAUGGUAUAGCAAUGCAAAUAACAAAGCAGACAGACUGUAAUGUCUUCACCAAUUUGAACUUUGAAACUCAUCACAACAACGUAGAGAUUGUUGAACCUCCCAAGCAAAAUACUGUAGUGUUCAAGCCAUGUGAUGCUAAAUACACUGAUUACACUCCUUGUCAAGAACAAGACCGGGCCAUGAAAUUUCCAAGAGAGGAUAUGAUAUAUAGAGAAAGACACUGUCCACCUGAGGAGGAAAAAUUGCAUUGUCUAGUUCCUGCACCAAAAGGAUAUAUGACACCAUUUCCAUGGCCAAAGGGUCGCGACUAUAUCCACUACUCUAAUGUUCCUUAUAAAAGCUUGACAGUAGAAAAGGCUGUACAGAACUGGGUGCAGUUUCAGGGAAAUGUGUUCAAAUUUCCCGGUGGAGGAACGAUGUUCCCUCAAGGUGCAGAUGCAUAUAUUGACGAAUUAGCUACAGUUAUACCGAUUGCAGAUGGCUCUGUUAGGACUGCACUGGAUACCGGUUGUGGAGUCGCAAGCUGGGGUGCAUACCUGCUUAAAAGAAAUGUGUUGGCUAUGUCAUUUGCACCACGGGACAAUCAUGAAGCACAGGUGCAGUUUGCGUUGGAGCGAGGUGUACCUGCUGUCAUUGGAGUUCUUGGAUCAAUACGCCUUCCAUACCCAUCAAGAUCAUUUGAUAUGGCUCAGUGCUCUCGAUGUUUAAUACCAUGGACGUCAAAUGAUGGGAAGUAUCUAAUGGAAGUUGACCGGGUUCUCAGACCUGGUGGAUACUGGAUAUUGUCGGGUCCUCCAAUUAAUUGGAAAACCUACUACCAAACAUGGAAGCGCACCAAGAAGGAUCUCCAGGCUGAACAGAAUAAAAUUGAAGAGCUUGCAGAGCUCUUGUGCUGGGAGAAAAAAUAUGAAAAGGGAGAUAUUGCCAUAUGGAGAAAGAAAAUAAAUGACAAGUCCUGCAAGAGGAAGUCCUCAGAUAUGUGCCAAACUGAGGACACUGAUGAUGUCUGGUACAAAGAAAUGGACACGUGCAUAACACCUUUCCCUGAGGUAACCAGUCGAAAUGAAGUUGCAGGAGGUGAACUAAAGAAGUUUCCAGCAAGGCUUUUUGCAGUCCCUCCUCGGAUAUCUGGUGGAUUGGUUGAAGGUGUCACAACUGAAUCCUUCCAAGAGGACAAUAAAAUUUGGAAAAAGCAUGUAAGUGCGUACAAAAGGAUCAAUAGAUUGAUUGGCACUACAAGAUACCGGAAUGUUAUGGAUAUGAAUGCCAAUCUUGGGGGAUUUGCGGCAGCACUUGAAUCACCAAAGUCUUGGGUGAUGAAUGUUGUGCCUACAAUUGCAAAGAAUACUUUAGGCAUUGUUUACGAGAGAGGUCUAAUAGGAAUCUAUCAUGAUUGGUGUGAAGGUUUCUCUACGUAUCCUAGGACCUACGACCUUAUCCAUGCUAAUGGUGUAUUUAGCUUGUACCAAAAUACGUGCAAAAUGGAAGACAUCCUUCUGGAAAUGGACCGCAUCCUGCGGCCUGAAGGGUCAGUCAUCUUCCGAGAUGACGUAGAUGUUCUGAACAACGUUAGAAAAAUCGCAGCAGGCAUGAGAUGGGAUACCAAAAUGGUGGAUCACGAGGAUGGUCCCCUAGUGUCGGAAAAGAUACUGGUUGCUGUCAAGCAGUAUUGGGUUGGAAGCGGGGGAAACAGCACGUCUAAUGAUGAAUAAAGUGUUGUUUUACAUUGGUUUACAGGUGAAAUCUGUUGAAAAUGAUGAUUAAAUUGGUAUGGCAAGAGAGGAACUGAAGAGUUCUGAUCCCUGCAAAGAUAGUUGUAAGUGAUAUAGAGCUCAUAUAUACUUGGGGAUGAAAGUAGGGUUAUGGCAUGUAACAUUUUAUUCAGAAGCUGCUUAAAUAAUUAGCAAUUAGCAAGGAGCAUAUAUUCUCA
Molecule: messenger RNA, 2241 nt
Organism: Carica papaya (papaya)
Lineage: Eukaryota; Viridiplantae; Streptophyta; Magnoliopsida; Brassicales; Caricaceae
Product: putative methyltransferase PMT14
Cellular component (GO): endosome; cytoplasm; trans-Golgi network
Molecular function (GO): methyltransferase activity
Source: RefSeq, a predicted model, not a curated record